UUAUUUAUACGUCGUCAUCUUUUCCUCCUCCUCCUCCACAGCACUCCCACUCUCCCUAUUUUUGCUUGCCAUUUCCCACAUCUCCACCUAUGUAUACAACUGUGCCUCUUCUCCUCUUUUCUUCCCAUCUCUUUCUCUCUACACUGAUGGCUAAUAGUAUGAAGGGCUCCAUCUUCUAGACCUCCUCCUCUCGAAAGAGCACCAUUUGAGGAGAAAGAGAGAAGAAAACCUCUCAAUCUAACUCCAAUGGGUGUCACCUAUGACUAUGCUUCAUCUAACCUCCUGUGUGCCGAGGAUAAUUCCAGCAUUCUGGAAUUUGAUGAUGGGGAAGAGGAUGGAUUCGAUGGAGAAGCCGAGGGCCAUAAGCAUGGCUGGAUUCCAGAACAAAGGAGUGAUUUUUAUGGGGACUUCUUAAAGAGUUUUCCCCUACAAUCAGAGGAAUGCAUUGCUUUGCUGGUUGAGAAGGAAUUAGAACACAUGCCGAGAAAGGAUUAUGCCAAGAGGUUGCAAAAUGGGGACUUGGACAUUUCAGUCAGGAGAGAUGCCAUUGAUUGGAUUGGAAAGGUUCAUGUCCAUUACAAGUUCGGACCUUUGAGUGCCUAUUUGUCUGUAAAUUACAUGGAUCGAUUCCUUUCAGCUUAUAAACUCCCAGAAGGUAAGGCUUGGAUGACACAGUUGCUCACUGUGGCCUGCUUAUCUCUUGCUGCCAAGAUUGAGGAAACUGAAGUUCCUCUAUCACUAGAUUUACAGGUUGGCGAGGCAAAAUAUGUAUUUGAAGCCAAGACAAUACAAAGAAUGGAGCUUUUAGUUCUAAGCACCCUCAAGUGGAGGAUGCAAGCUGUGACGCCUUUCUCAUUCAUAGAUUACUUUCUUCAAAAGUUUAAUGACGGCAAUUCCCCAACAAAUUCAGUAGUUUCCCGGUCUGUGGAACUUAUAUUGAGUUCAGUUAGAGGAACAGGAUUUCUAGGGUUUAGGCCCUCUGAAAUUGCUGCUGCUGUUGCAUUCUCGGCAUUGGGAGAAAUCCAGACUGUGGGAAUCAAAAACACUUUAUCUUGUUGCAUCCAUGUAGAUAAGGAGAGAGUGUUAAGAUGUAAUGAAGUGAUCCAGCGGAUGACAUUGAUGGAGAAGGAGAGUAGUCAAAGUGUCAGUCUGUCAGUUUCCUCUGUACCACACAGCCCAAUUGGGGUCUUGGAUGCUGCAUCACUGAGCUAUAAAAGAGAUGAUAUAACAGUCGGGUCAGAUGCAAAUUCUAAUGAGUCCACUCCAGCUGCCAAGAAGAGGAAACUCAGCAGACCAUCAGUCUCAUGAGAGGAGAGCUUUCUUUGUUGCAUUCACUUGUUUGGGAGACUUGGGAUCUUUCAAGUCAUUUUGGUCUGGUUAGUAUCGGAUUUUGGUUUGGUCUAGUAAGUUCCAAGACGUGGAUGAGUGAAAAUUGAAAUGGAUGAGGAAAAAAGAGAAUAAUUAGAACUGAGGGAGUCAUCAGCUCAUGCUUUUAAUAUGGAUGAAGCAGUCACCAGCUGUAAACUUAUAAAGGUUAAUAGAGAACUGUAAGGAAAAAUAUGAGAGAGAGAGAGAGAUUACAGUUGAGCAUUUUAGGGAGAACAUAGGGGAUGGCAGAGAUAAAUUAAGAAUACCUAGUGUCCUUUGGAUUUGCUUUUAUUGUGAAAAAUUUAUAAAACUUUCCUAUUUGUGAUCUGGAAAGGACCAUCUAUGAGAAAGGUGAGGGAAGAAGAAAAGGCAGUGGCUUUUCAGUGUAAUAGCCAUUUAUUACUGAUAUAUUAUUUAUCUGAUGACUUUCUUUUAUGUGUA
Messenger RNA from Elaeis guineensis (African oil palm), 1809 nucleotides. RefSeq names its product cyclin-D4-1. NCBI's taxonomy places the organism in Eukaryota, Viridiplantae, Streptophyta, Magnoliopsida, Arecales, Arecaceae. The record is from RefSeq and is a predicted model, not a curated record.